AAACAAGCCAGCCUUAUCCCUCCUUCUAAACGCUCAAGUGUUACUCCACCAAAGCCACAGAACCGAAAAAGAGAGUAUUUCUUAUUUUUUCAGCCAAACAAAAUGUAUCAUGAAUUACUGAUUUUUCAUUUUUAAAUAAAAAUUCUAAAAAGUUAUGCAGUAUGACUGUAAUUUCAGCAACAGCAGCAAGUGGGUUUCCCGCCUUUCAUGUGAAAUGCUGUGAUUCGAAACCAUCACGAGGUUUUGGUUCCAAAAAAGACAAGGCGGCCAAAACAAGUAGCUCAAGGGAGGAGAAGGGUGGGGCAGUACAACAAAAAAGGAAAUCGGUAGCAAAACAGUCUGGUCCUCUACCUACACAGGCACCUGUUUUAAGUUCUCGGUUCGAUGUAAAAUCUAACAUCAAAUCCUUGGAUGUUGACUUCGAGGAACGGCUGGCAGCAGUUAAAAGGUCAGCAGUUGAGCAGAAAAAGGCACAGGAAGAAAAUGAAUUUGGAGCAAUUGACUAUGAUGCACCGAUUGAAUCAGAUAAGAAAACAAUUGGACUUGGUACUAAGAUUGGAGUUGGAGUAGCUGUCUUGGUCUUUGGUUUGGUUUUUGCCCUCGGAGACUUUCUUCCCACAGGGAGUGUUAGUGAAAAUGAGGAAGCUAGGGUUGUUGACAAGAAACUGUCAGACGAAGAGAGAACUACUCUUCAGACUAGGCUGCGACAAUAUGAAGCAACACUUAGUGCCUCUCCAAACAAUCCAACUGCACUUGAAGGAGCUGCAGUAACAUUGGUGGAAUUAGGAGAGUACACUCGGGCUGCCUCUCUCCUCCAGGACUUGGGAAAGGUGAAACCAACUGACCCUGAUGUUUUCCGUUUGCUUGGAGAAGUUAAAUAUGAACUUAAGGAUUAUGAAGGGAGUGCUGCUGCAUAUAGGUUGUCCACAAUGGUUUCCAAAGAUAUCAAUUUCGAGGUUCUUCGGGGAUAUACAAAUGCACUGCUUGCUGCUAAGAAAUCAGAUGAGGCUGUUCAAUUCCUUCUGUCCACUCGCAGACGUCUGAGUACUGAAAAAUCAAAUGAUCUUAAUGUUAUGGCUGGCAGCAAUGAGGAUGAAUUGCAGAUAGUUGACCCCAUUCAAGUUGAACUACUUCUUGGGAAAGCCUAUUCAGAUGGGGGUCGAGUUAGUGAUGCUGUAGCUGUUUAUGAUCAGCUCAUUUCUAACUAUCCAAAUGACUUCCGUGGUUACUUAGCAAAGGGAAUUAUAUUGAAGGAAAAUGGAAGUCGUGGAGAUGCAGAGAGGAUGUUUAUCCAAGCUCGGUUUUUGGCACCAGAGGGAGCAAAAGCACUUGUAGAUCGUUAUUCAAGAUAAUGAUCACUUCAUGUAUGUAAGUUCAUCUUUUGUAAAGCUUCUAUUUUACAAAUUUGAUUUUUGAGGCCUGCUUGAACUCGGAUUUACAGGGGAAAAAAUGAAAAAUGAAUACUAUUCCCCCACAAACAAAAACAAUAGCCAACCAACAAACGGUGGUCAAAGUCAUUAAGGUCGGCCGCUUUUGAUGCAAUAUUCAAUCUUACAUGAACGAUUAUUCAA
Mangifera indica (mango) is the source of this 1571-nucleotide messenger RNA. RefSeq lists its product as uncharacterized. Lineage: Eukaryota; Viridiplantae; Streptophyta; Magnoliopsida; Sapindales; Anacardiaceae. The transcript is spliced from 15 exons. Bases 162 to 1352 code for a protein of 396 amino acids. The record is from RefSeq and is a predicted model, not a curated record. Gene Ontology annotation, molecular function: protein binding.